AUGGAAAACGAAAAUACGAACGCCAACACAAACAAUUCGUUAACCUCGAACAACUAUCCAGCCUUUGCGACCGUUAAUCGUGUUACUGUCAAAGUGCCGCCAUUUUGGAAGAUCGAUCCGGCAAUAUGGUCUGCACAGGUAGAGGCACAAUUCCAUUUAGGUGGAAUUACGAACGAUUUGACAAAAUAUAACCAUAUAGUAGGUGCAGUUGACACUGAAAUAUUAUCACAGGUGUCUGACAUCAUUCAAAAACCCCCGGAUACCGACAGAUAUAAUCUUUGA
This is a messenger RNA of Macrosiphum euphorbiae (potato aphid), 282 nucleotides long. The record is from the annotation of a GenBank genome assembly. Lineage: Eukaryota; Metazoa; Arthropoda; Insecta; Hemiptera; Aphididae.